This is a messenger RNA of Platichthys flesus (European flounder), 1605 nucleotides long. RefSeq names its product mitochondrial amidoxime reducing component 1 (gene marc1). The transcript has 7 exons. Lineage: Eukaryota; Metazoa; Chordata; Actinopteri; Pleuronectiformes; Pleuronectidae. Bases 176 to 1144 code for a protein of 322 amino acids. Gene Ontology annotation, molecular function: nitrate reductase activity; molybdopterin cofactor binding; pyridoxal phosphate binding. Gene Ontology annotation, biological process: nitrate metabolic process. The record is from RefSeq and is a predicted model, not a curated record. Gene Ontology annotation, cellular component: mitochondrial inner membrane.
GUGUUUUCAUAAUUUGCACAUUUGAUGCGUGCGUUUUCUUUACUUACGUGUGCUUUCUUAACUUGCAGUAUUUUCUAGUCGCGUGUUUAUUAUUAAUUUACCCUAACCCCCACGUGGACCCUCGGGGAACUCCUCCACUUCCGUCUUACCUCCGGAAGUCGCAGGGACACCAAACAUGGACGUGAAGUCUCUGGUCCAGGAUCGAGCCGCGGCUCUGGUGCUCGGGGUCGGAGCCGCGGCUCUGGGCCUCGGGCUCGGAUACAGGUUCCUGAGACGGAGCGAGGAGCUGGUCCGUGUGGGCGUCGUGUCCCAGCUGCUGCUCCACCCGCUGAAGUCCGGCAGAGCGGUGUCUCUGUCCCUCGCCGAGUGUCUCCCGAUGGGGCUGAAGUUCGGACACAUGCAGGACCGACACUGGCUGGUGGUGACAGACGACGGUCACAUGGUGACGGGCCGACAGCAGCCGUCUCUGGUCCUCGUGUCACUGACCUGCGAGGGGGGGCAGGUUUGUUUGAACGGACCAAACAUGGAGGAGCUGAGGUUUCCGGUCAAACAGCCUGACAACAACAUCACAGACUGCAGAGUGUUUGGCAGUGACAUCCAGGGCCGGGACUGCGGCGAAGAGGCGUCCCGCUGGCUCACUGGAUAUCUGGGGGAGGGGAAAACCUUUCGCCUGGUGCACUUUGAGCCGCAGAUGAAGGCCAGGAGGUCCACGGAGAUCGAGCCUCUUUUCCCACAGUGUGAGGUGGCGUACCCAGAUGUGGGACCUGUGAUGCUGCUGUCCGAGGCCUCAGUGAAGGAUCUCAGCAGCAGGCUGGAGAAGGACGUCACAGUCGACCGCUUCCGCCCAAACAUCGUGAUCAGCGGCUGCGAGGCCUUCGAGGAGGACUCCUGGGAAGAGAUCCAGAUUGGCAGCGUGCGGCUGCAGCGCGUCAUGUCAUGUGGAAGGUGCAUUUUCACCACAGUCGACCCUAAGACUGGAAUAAUCAACAGGAAAGAGCCUCUGGAGACACUGAAAAGCUACCGUAAGUGCAAGCCCUCCGAGAAGCACAUCUACAAGUCGGCUCCGCUGUUCGGGCAGCUGCUCACCGUGAAGAAGACGGGGAUCCUGCAGGUCGGAGAUGUCGUGUACAAGAUCCGCCGCUGAGAGAGCGAGGAAGAGGAAGAGGAGGGUCGGCCCAGUCGCUGCUGAGUCACUGGGUCACCAGGAGAAGAAGCACUUAGGUAAAGAAAGUACCAACGAUAAGGAGGAAGCACUCAUAUGUUUUAAAUGAGGCUGUGAGCAAAGAGCGCAGUUCAAAAUAACACCGAUGAUCAAGUAGUGUUUUUAUACUGGGCUGUUGUGUAACACUAUUAGAACCCCAAAAGGUAUUUUUGCACAUUUAAUAAAUCCUGACAUUAUUGCACUUGCUGCCAUUUGUGAGAAAAAUGAAAUUGUCUUUUGCUGAUUAAGUGUGAACUAAAUAAACAGGACUUGUAUCGACAUGGUGAUUUGAUUAUUUUUAAAUGAUCAGUUUCUUAGAACACGUUUUUCUAAAAGUUGUAAUAAGGAUGUUGACAUUUUUUGACGAUACCUUUUUAAGCAAAUAAAGUGAUUUUUAAAAUGGA